This is a messenger RNA of Puccinia triticina, 1212 nucleotides long. RefSeq lists its product as uncharacterized. The coding region runs from base 1 to 1212 and encodes 403 amino acids. NCBI's taxonomy places the organism in Eukaryota, Fungi, Basidiomycota, Pucciniomycetes, Pucciniales, Pucciniaceae. The transcript has 2 exons. The record is from RefSeq and is a predicted model, not a curated record.
AUGCCUAGCAACACCAGCAUGACCCCGUCUCCAAAACAAAGGAACCGCUUUAUCUCUACCAUCCGUCGCACCCUCAAGACUCGCACCCUGUCUGCUAGUCCCACCACUCCACCAUCUGGAAAACCGACGCUUGACUCUCGAGACUCGCACUCCUCGUCUCCCACCAGUUCAGGCUCCAGUGAUUUAUCUACCCCCUCUCCAAGCACACGCUCGCCUCAGCCCACCGCACAACAACGACGAUAUGCAGCAGUCUUCUCGAAAAUCACCUUCAGCACGGCCGAAUUCAUCGAGGACCGAUACAUCUAUUCCCACAGCCCCGAGAAGACCGAAGCCCCACUCACUCCGGCACCAGAAGAGCUUGUUCCUGGCCCCUCUUUCUUCGCGAUCCCCUCGACUCGCCAACCGUCUGUCAUAGACCAGCCCGAUAUCCGCCUCGACCAGACCUCCAACCCCACCGAGCAUCGCAUCAGCUUCCUAGGACUGUCCGGCCUCCCCUCUUCAACCGCCCCACUCCGCUCGUGCUUCCAAGAAGUCUUUGAUCUGAUUGACGCCGGCUUGGCGGGUGAUCCAUUUGAUCUUAUCGGGGCCGACAUCUCAGAUGACUCCUUUGAUCUCCCUGGCACCGAAAGGUCCGACGAGUCCUUUGAUUUUCCUGGGGAUAGUACCUUGGAUGAUUCUCUGGAUCUUACUGGAGCCGGCUCAUUGGAACAAUCCUUUCAUCAUCCUGAAGCCAGUCGGUCCAAGGAAGCCAUUGUUCCACCAGUAGCCAGCACACCGCAAGAGUCUCCCGACCUUCAUUUACCCAGCGUGCCGGAGGAACCCUUAGAUCUCCUUAGAGUCGGCAGCACGGAAGAGUGCCUCGAUUUUCAUGCACCUGCAAGAACGGACGAGCAUGAUGCUUCACCGGAGCCCAAGCUUCCUGAAGAAACCUCUGUCGACGACUCAAUCCAAUGCUUCUUGCACUCCUUGUCGGCCUCACUGCGCAAUGAUCCCACCGAAUUCUCCCCCCGAAUCUCCGAGUGGGAUCAAGAAUCAGCGAAUGACUUUGCCUGGCUCCAUUUGGACGACGAGCCUGAACUCGAUGCACAUAAUCCGCUUUCCGAGUACACCCUCACUCACUCCAGGUCUUCCGAAUAUCUUACCCAACUUCCUAGGUUUUUGAAACGCUCAACGGCUCGAGCCAAAAGACUACCUCCUAAGCAACAAAUUUAA